Zonotrichia leucophrys gambelii is the source of this 1316-nucleotide messenger RNA. Its product is annotated as NADH-cytochrome b5 reductase 2. The record is from RefSeq and is a predicted model, not a curated record. Gene Ontology annotation, molecular function: FAD binding; oxidoreductase activity. Lineage: Eukaryota; Metazoa; Chordata; Aves; Passeriformes; Passerellidae. The coding region runs from base 132 to 1046 and encodes 304 amino acids. The transcript has 9 exons.
CGGGAGGCGGAACCGGGAGGAGGAAGGCGAGGGAGGAUCAGGAGGCGGAACCGGGAGGAGGAACCCGAGGAAGGAUCAGGAGGCGGAAUCUGAGCGGGCCCGGUGCCGCAGGAGCUGCGGGCGAGGCCGCCAUGGAGGCAUUUGCGGGAGCGCCUGUGGCCAUCGCCGUGGCCGUGGUGGCGGCGUCGGCGCUGCUGCUGCUGCUGCUCCGAGGGACGGCGCGGAGGCCGAGCGGCCCCGUCACCCUGCAGGACCCGCUGGCCAAGUACCCGCUGCGGCUGCUGGACAAGGAGGAAAUCAGUCACGAUACUAAGAAAUUCAGAUUCGGGCUACCCUCAACGAAUCAUGUAUUAGGAUUACCUGUAGGCCAGCAUGUUUACCUUUCUGCAAAAAUUGAUGGGAAUCUGGUGGUUCGAGCCUAUACCCCCGUUUCCAGUGAUGAGGCAAAAGGUUAUGUUGAUUUAAUUAUAAAGGUCUACCACAAAAAUGUGAACCCCAAGUUUCCAGAAGGUGGGAAGAUGUCCCAGUAUCUAGAUAACAUGAAGAUUGGAGAUACCAUUGAUUUCAGAGGGCCAAAUGGACUCCUGGUCUAUAAGGGGACAGGUACCUUUCUUAUCAAGCCUAAUAAGAAGUCUGAAGCAGAGAAGAAGUUUGCAAAGCACCUUGGGAUGAUAGCUGGAGGAACAGGAAUAACUCCUAUGUUGCAGCUGAUCCGUCAGAUCACAAAUGAUCCUAAGGACUCCACAAAAUGUUACCUCCUUUUUGCUAACCAGACAGAAAACGAUAUCUUGCUGAGAGCUGAGCUGGAAGACAUUGCCAAGAGGCAUCCUGAGCAGUUUGUGCUGUGGUACACCCUGGACAGACCUCCAAAAGACUGGAAGUACAGCUCUGGCUUUGUCACUGCGGACAUGCUGAAAGCCCACCUGCCUCCCCCUGGCAGUGAGACCCUCAUUCUCAUGUGUGGGCCCCCACCAAUGAUUCAGUUUGCCUGUCAGCCCAACCUGGACAAGCUGGGCUAUCCCAAGAGCAGCACAUUUGCUUACUGACACUGAUGGCACCUGGUACCAUUUUUGGAAGUACUGCAUCUUUUUCUACAGGAACAGUUGAUGUGAAAUGCAGCAAUUGUGUGUGUGUGUGUUUUUUAACACCUUGAUAUAAUUUCUAUGGUUUAUAACUUCAUAAUUACAUUGUGUGUUUUAAUACUAAGAAGUUGUGAAGUCAUCUGGAAUUGUAUGGGAGUUACUUAGUCUUACCUCUGGAAUUAGUAUAAAAUAUUAAUUCUGAGGGGGAAAAAAAUAAAGAGGAAAUGUCAUCCA